CACGCAAAAAAAUAUACUUAUACAUCAAAAAAGCAUUAAAUUAGCAGACUUUGGCUUAUCAAAGAAGAAUCGAGCUAUAUUGCCUUAUGUAGAUCCAAAAGUUUUGAUGUGGCAGAUUUCAAGUGGACGUCAGCCAUUUUAUUUCGAAGGUGUUGAUUAUGAUUUAAGGUUAGCUUUGAAUAUAAUAAAUGGAGAAAGCGAAGAAAUUAUUGAUGGAACUCCUACUGAAUAUAGUAAUAUAUAUCAAGAAUGUUGGAAGUAUGAACCAGUUUAG
Funneliformis caledonium is the source of this 274-nucleotide messenger RNA. Lineage: Eukaryota; Fungi; Glomeromycota; Glomeromycetes; Glomerales; Glomeraceae. The record is from the annotation of a GenBank genome assembly.